Paramecium tetraurelia is the source of this 473-nucleotide messenger RNA. RefSeq lists its product as uncharacterized. The transcript has 2 exons. The record is from RefSeq and is a predicted model, not a curated record. NCBI's taxonomy places the organism in Eukaryota, Ciliophora, Oligohymenophorea, Peniculida, Parameciidae.
AUGAGUAUAUAAUAUGAUUAGAUGAUAUUAGAUGUGAACUUAAUUAUUCCUAAUUAAAUGCAAUAAUAAUCUCUGAAAUUUGUAUUAUUUAUAUAGUUAAUUAAAUCUUUUGUUGUCAAAAUGGACUUGCUUAAAGGCGGAUUUUAAGGUGAUAAUUCUGAUGGAGACAGCUUAAGAUAAUCUUGGACUACUGAAGAUAGUCUAAGUAGAACUUCUAGCUAUGAUGCGUCUGAGGAAGUUAAUGAUCUAGAGGAAAGAAUCUGUCAAUACUUAAAUGAUUUAAACAUCUAAUCAUUUACAAAUCCAACUCUCAAAGAAGAAAUGUACAACCUUUAAUUGAAACAAAAAUUAUUUUCAAAAAUUAUCUCAUUAUCUAAUACAAAUAAGAGCACUCUCUUGAAAAAACGUUCGCUACUCUUUGCAGAAUGAAUAUUGCCAUUUUUCCAAUACUAUUCACUUUAUUUCUAUUUAAA